CGGUUGACCUGAAUCGUGCGAUGAAGAGGAAUGCCAGGUUGGUCUCUUCUUCUCCAUCCAAUCAAGAUGCGAUGAAGAGGAAGAUAAAAAAUGCGAAUCCAGAUCUGCUUCAAAUCUUCAAUCGAUGAGGAAGGUUAGACGUCGGUCGUGCGAGAGAAUCAUUAUUGGAUUAGGGAAUUUAUCCGUGAUGACUGAUGAUGAUGAUGAUACCUGGAAGAAGAUCGUGUGUGGAAAUUUCAAUGUGGUCGAUCUGCCGGCGCAGGAUCAUGUCCUUUUGAAAUUGGCCCUGUUGCCCUCCUCUUCCCCAGCCUCCACCGCCGUUGCGGCCGCUGCCACCCUGGAGACCGUGGGAGAAAUUCUCACAUAUGAGUUGGAAAGCAAGAAGGAGUUGUUCUACGGUGAUGCAGAGGGAGACUACCGCGGGCAACCACUAAACUUGUGUGCAACUCUAAUCGUGUCCUCAUCCUCAUCCAUGGCCCUAUUGGAGUCUCCGCUCUCCACACUGGUGAUGCUCUCCAAACUUUUGAAUUGGCGGUUUGUUAAUGAGUCGGAAGUGGGGGUCCUCGCAAAGACCAUGGACAGGCGGUACCCGGACUUGGAGUAUCCUGCUCGCCUCAUGAUUCAUCAAAUCACCCACCCUUUUCUUCCCGUCAUCCGUGCCGACCCGGAAGCCUCCGCUGAACUUUUCGACGACGUCUUUCUCACUCUGGUCACCUUGAGACCGAGACAACCCCCAAAUUAAAAAAGACUGUCUGCAUGCGGACUUGAACUAUCCUACUCGCCUUAUUCUACUCGAAAUGACACACAAACAUAACGAUCCUCUUCAUAGGCGGAUUCGAGAGGAUGAGAGCCGACGAUGUCGCUCUUGACGCCGUGGAGUCCGAAGUUGGAGCGCGUCGCUUCUCACUCCGCCGAUUUCAUGAGGAAUCGUCGCAUCCUUCUCUCUGCAAAUCUUCUUUCUAGGUCUUGAACUCUUGAUG
Molecule: messenger RNA, 980 nt
Organism: Cuscuta campestris
Lineage: Eukaryota; Viridiplantae; Streptophyta; Magnoliopsida; Solanales; Convolvulaceae
Source: the annotation of a GenBank genome assembly